Molecule: messenger RNA, 3772 nt
Organism: Alosa alosa (allis shad)
Lineage: Eukaryota; Metazoa; Chordata; Actinopteri; Clupeiformes; Clupeidae
Product: cingulin-like protein 1
Exons: 19
Coding region: 276-3380 (1034 amino acids)
Cellular component (GO): myosin complex
Source: RefSeq, a predicted model, not a curated record
CAGAAGGAGUCUUUCAUUUCAGACUUUGAAUUACUUCUUCAGCGAUUCUCCAAUCUGUGCGCUGCCAACAUGAACAGCUGAAACUUGGCAUCGCAAUUAUUAUUUCCUUCUAAAACAACAAAACCGUUAAAUUAUCAAACGACCUUCCAAAGCGCUGGCGAGGACAUUGGAGAGAGGAGCGUAGAGAUUACCCAGCAUCCUCUGCUGUUAGGAGUGUAGGAGUUACCCAGCUCCCUCUGCUGUCAGUUACCCAUCAUCGUCUGCUGUGACGCAGCAUGGAGCGAUCAGCAGGCUGUGCAUCAGUGAGCCCCAGGGCCCUCGUCCUGCCUCCGGGGCAGUUGGAGGGGGCAGGAGGGCCAGAGGGGGCAUUUGGGGUGCAGGUCCACGUCCAGGGGGCUGACGGUCACUCCUUCGUCGUCCUGAACAAGCAGAAGCGGAACGUGCCGCGCUACAGUGGCCCAGAGGUGACAUUUGUGGAGCACUACAGUGUGUACAGUGCCACAGGAGGGGUCUGCCCCGCAGAGAUGCCCCCCCGCUCCCCCAGGCAGGCCACAGACCAGAGGGCGGGUCCCCCGCAAGCACCCCCCUCCUCCUCCUCCUCCCCACUGCUCAACUAUCAGCGACACCCAGAGCUGCUCCGGCCGUACCACCCCCAAAACAACAGCCUGGAGCUGGGCAGCAGCCGCGGUCCACACCCGCCCCCCCCCUCCCCGGCCUCCCCCUCCGCCGCCUCCUCCUCGCCGCUCUACUCGCUGGUGGUGCACAAGGCACGCAUCCCCCUGCCGCUGACCGCUCGUGAGCGGGACAGGGAGCGGCCGCAGGUCAAAGGUCAUCCGUCCUCUCAGCGGAGCAGAGUCCCCCCCACCAAGCCCCCCCGCGGCGCCUCAGAACCGGGCAAUGAGAGGGGCGGGUUUGACGAGAGGGAGGCGGGAUAUCGGAGACGGAUGACCGGAGAGGAGAGGAGGCGUUCCCGCAGCGCAGACAGCUCCGCCUCCUCUGACCCUGUCGCCAUGGCGACAGCCAGGGGGGUCAGGGGUGAGGUGGGGGGAGGGGCGAGUGCCCCGACAUCACCCAGACCUCCGGUCACGAGCCCAGUCCAGCGAGGAGAGGGGGCAGCAUCCCAGAGGGCAGAUGCCCCGGGGCAGAAGAGUCCCAGAUCUGCCCCGGUCCUGCUGAAGGUGGAGAGGACAGAGUCCAGAGUCCAGCAGGCCGCAGGACAGACCACCUGUGAGAGAGACAACCAGGUUACUCCUGAUCUGUUGGAGGGCCAACGCCAGCUUUCCCCCAAAGCAGACAGCGUCACAGAAGACAGUGCCAAACGGGCUCUUUUCACCUACCUGAAACAUGGAGUGGCUGAGAGACUCAGGAAAAGAAAGCGUCUCUCCCGCAGGAGCACGGACAGUGAUGACGUCAUACGGAGGAAGGUCAAGAUGAUGUUUGAGAAAAUCCACUUACUGAGGUCCUGGGGCUCCGAGAAGCUGGAGGAGAUGUCUGUGUUGGAGCUGCAGGCCUCCCAGCUGAAGAAACAGCUGGAGGAGGAGCAGAAGAGAGGCCGUAGCAGUGCUGAGAUCUGGACGCAGACGGAGCAGGAGCGGAGGGGUCUGCAGGAGGAGCUGAGGAGCCGUCAGGAUGAGCAGGAGAGACUCCAGCAGCAGCUCAGAGACAAGGAGGGUGACCUACAGGCCGCCAUGGUGCAGCUGCACCAGGUGAGGUGUGAGCGGGAGAGGCUUUGUUCUGAGGUCAGAGACCUGCAGGAGCAGCUGUCCGAGAUGCACGACGAGCUGGACAAGGUCAAGCAGGUGGAGGCUAGUGAGAGACAGAACAUUGUGGAGGACCUGGUGAAGCUGAAAGAGGAGUUCCAGGAGGUGCUGGGCUCCCAGGAGGCGCAGGAGGAGGUGCUGCGGAAGAAGGAGCGUGAGCUGACGGCCCUGAGAGGAGCUCUGGAGGAGGAGGUGACCGCACAUGCGGAGGAGGUCACCAGCCUGAGGGAGGCGCACGAGCAGGAGGUGCAGCGGCUACAGCAGGAGGCCAGACGGGAGGAGAUGCGGCAGGAGGUGCAGGGUCAGGGGGAGGAGGUGUUCUCCAGGCAGGUGCAGGAGCUGGAGAACCGUGUGACCCAACUCACACAGCUCCUCACCGAGGCCGGGAAAUGCGAGCAGCAACUGAAGGAGCAAAUGCACACACUCUUGGAGGAGAAGGAGCGUUUGGAGGUGUCUCUAGAGGAGGCGAAGCAGCAGGAGGAGGAUCUGUGUGGGGCCAACCAAGCGCUCACGCGACACCUGGAGGAUACCCAGAUGGAGCUGAGGCACAUGAACCAGGAGCACAAGGAGCUCCGGCAGAAACUGAUCCAGGAGGGAGGCGCCAUGGAGGAGCUGAAGGAGGAGAGGAGAAGACAGGACAGAGUGAUGGAGCAGCUACAAGAGGAGAUGAGGCAGGUGGUGUUGGAGUCGGAGCAGGCCACCCUGCGUCUGCAGGAGCAGGUGGAGGAGGUGCAGGGACACACUGAGGGGGAGAUGAGUGACCUCCUCACCCAGCUGCAGGAGCGCAAGCAGGAGCUGCACACACAGAACCAGCACAACCAGAGGCUACGCAAGGAGAUCACAGAGCUGGAGGCAGAGCUACAGCAGUGUGAGAAGGAGCUGGAGGAGGCGGAGCAUAAAAGCAGGAAGUUGGAGAAGAAGGUGGAGGAGCUGGAGGAGCAGAACAGAUCAGGCCAGGAGGAGCGCAGCAGACUGAGUAAACUACUGGAGGCGAGGGUAGCCCAGCUGGAGGAGAACCUGCGGGAGGAGAGGACCAAUGAGGAGCAGCUAAUGCCAAGAAGGCUGGAGAUGGAGCAGGCUAGGGCUGAACUACUGCAGGAGAAGGCAGCAAGACAGGACCUGGAGUGUGACAAGAUCUCGCUGGAGAGACAGAACCGGGACUUGAAGAGCCGUGUGAGCCACCUGGAGGGGUCACAGAGGUCGGGGCAGGACGGGCUGGUGGCACGACUCGAGGGACGCAUCCAGGAGCUGGAGACCCGACUGGAGGGAGAGGAGAGGGAGAGUGGUGUCCUGCAACAGGCCAAUCGUAAACUGGAGAGGAAGCUCAAGGAGAUCAUGAUGCAGGUGGGGGAGGAGCAGCUCUCCCUCAAGGACCAGCGAGACCAGCUGACCCUGCGUCUGAAGACCCUGAAGAGGCAGCUGGACGAGGCGGAGGAGGAGAUCGAGAGGCUGGAGGCAUCCAAGAGAAAGAUCCAGAGGGAGCUGGAUGAACAGCUGGAAGCCAACCAGCAGCUACACACACACCUGACCGAGCUCAGGGCCGACAUCAGGAGGACACGGAGGCCCAUCAUGAAGACUCUUGACGAUGAAGAGGAGGAGGAGGAUGGUGUAUCUGACUGAAAGCAAAAUUCUUAUUCCAUGUGUGACCCAGCUGUUGUGUUCUCCUGCACACACACACACACACACACACACACACACACACACACACACACACACACACACACACAAACUCACACACAAACACACAUGCAUACACACUGCUCCCACUAAUCACAUCAGUGUGCCCACCCUGAGGUCGAACAGCAGUGACACCUGAUGGCCAAACCGUGGAAGUGCAUCAUCAGACAGGGGGAGACUCCAGCAUCCUGACUGGGGAGGGCUACACUAAGGGGACUUCAGAAUCACUUAUUCUUUCCACUCAGUCUUUACAUGACCUGUGGUGUUGUGGUGUACUAAAAUUAAUGUGCUAAAUUAACUCAACAUGUCUUAUUCCAAAAGCAAAAUAAACAAGA